Dissoconium aciculare CBS 342.82 is the source of this 1450-nucleotide messenger RNA. RefSeq lists its product as uncharacterized. Gene Ontology annotation, cellular component: mitochondrial inner membrane. The transcript has a single exon. Bases 226 to 1317 code for a protein of 363 amino acids. The record is from RefSeq and is a predicted model, not a curated record. Lineage: Eukaryota; Fungi; Ascomycota; Dothideomycetes; Mycosphaerellales; Dissoconiaceae. Gene Ontology annotation, biological process: mitochondrial proton-transporting ATP synthase complex assembly.
AUUUGUCGGCAUGCCACUUGCCAAACAAGCGUUCAAAUCUUUCGUGGGCGUGCGGACAGGUGCCACGGUCAACCCUAAGCCCUGCCUGCCAUGAGCAAUGAUAACAGAAGAGCGGCAAUGCGGAGGCUUUAAACCUAUUUGGGUACAUUGGAAUGUUCAACCUUCUUCUUGGGGAAUGAUUACAGAACAAUUCGUUAUUUCAACCGACUGAUUCCGAGCGCCAAAAUGAAGGACAUAAUCAAGGCGCCUUCACAGUUAGGCCUUCGUGCUCUGCGUUUCAUAGCGUUCCCAGAAGUCGCCCAACCAUGUCUCCACGGCGCGAGGAGACACUACGCAACACCACCACCACCUCCGAUUCAGUCUCCUCCAUCCGAUCGUCCAGCCGUCCGAGCAAUCAACAGUCCUCUUCUGACACAAUCGCCCCGUAGCCUGCGCGGUCGCAAAGAUGAUGAUCCAGAAUUCCAGCCACAGCCGCUCGCUCGACCGAUAGGCAUGCACAGUCCGCCGCGACCAGGCGACAACAUGGGCAUAGAUCGACGAAAUCUGGCGCAGAAACGGGAGGAUUUCGUCAAUUACGACAAGCACCUCGAGAAGCGAGCUCAAAUGCGAAAGGAGAUCUCGAAACCUUAUUUCCGCGACUGGAGCAAUCUCCGCUUUCACAAGGGCAAGAUGUUCACGAGUAAUGAGAAAUUGUUCCGGGGAGAGUAUAGUUUGUGGUUUCCCAAUUUCUUCGGGAAGACCCUUCACAAGGAGUCGGCACGGGCUGUCAAGGAUGGGUACGGUGGACAAGGAAGGGAUUCGUGCACGGCAAUGGAUGGCAAGGUGUCUGUAGUGAGCAUCUUGUCAAGUCAAUGGGCGCAGGGACAAGUAGACACGUUCUGCUCGGCGAAACAGAAUCCGGAGCUGGACCAUGUUCUGCAAAGCAGUAAGGACGUGGCGCAACGAAUAUGGAUCCAUUACGAGCCGAACACUUUGCGGUGGUGGCUUAUACAGUUGUUCAAAGGCAAUCUACGCCGGGGCAAGUCAGUGGAGGAGCAGAAGCGGUAUUUCAUGGUACGGCGUGGUGUGAGUGAGGAGAUGAAGGAGUCCAUUGGGCUGCUCAACGAAAGUGUGGGCUACGUCUACUUGGUCGACCAGGAGUGCAGGAUUCGGUGGGCUGGUAAUGCUGUCGCAGAGCCUGCUGAGCGGGAGAGCAUGGUCCGCGGUCUGAAACGUCUGAUCGAGGAAGCCCGAAAAGCACCCAAGAGAUCCUCGGGGGCGCAGAAACAUGCGGUCGGUCCGCGGAUGCCUCUGCCUGCGGAGCCGAAGUCGCUGUAGUGCAGAGUGAUUCUAUAUUGUAUAGUAGAAGCCUGGGUUAAUGUAACAUUCCAUGACGAGGUCACAACGAGAAGAUGCUGCCCCGGAAGCUUUGGUGAUGGCAUCGAAGACAUAAUGAUAAAAGAGCAUGGUC